CUGCAACCUAUUGUUUACCCAAACUAUCAAUUUGUCAAAUUCUUGGCCCACUUCUUUCUAUAUAAUCCCUCUACCCACACAAUUAAAAGGAAAAGAAGACAACUGAUCAAGUUCAUUCCAAAUCUGUUCUUCUCACAUCAAAUAUUCCUGCACCGGAGGUUUAGGAUCUAAAAGGGUGCUUCUGAUGGAGAAAGUAAGUAAUAACUCCUGUGAACUGAGUGUGAAGCACGAAGAGCCAACUCUGGUUCCUCCUGCACAGAAAACUGUGAAGGGUCCUUACUUUCUAUCGAACCUUGACCAGAACAUUGCAGUUCCAGUUCGUACUAUUUACUGCUUUAAAUCUGAUUCAAAAGGCAAUAAGGACGCUGUGAAAGUCAUCAAGGAUGCCUUGUCAAAGGUUCUUGUUCACUACUAUCCACUCGCAGGAAGGCUGACAAUCAGCUCAGAAGGAAAGCUUAUGGUGAACUGCACAGGGGAGGGUGCUGUUUUUGUUGGGGCAAAAGCAGACUGUGCGAUAGAGGAGAUAGGAGACAUAACAAAGCCUGAUCCGAUCACUCUUGGAAAGCUGGUUUAUGACAUUCCUGGUGCAAGAACCAUACUUGAGAUUCCUCCUCUGGUGGCUCAGGUGACAAAUUUCAAAUGUGGAGGUUUUGUUCUUGGGUUAUGCUUGAACCAUUGUAUGUUUGAUGGAAUUGGUGCCAUGGAAUUUGUGAACUCAUGGGGUGAAACUGCAAGAGGCUUGCCCCUUAAAGUCCCUCCAUUUCUCGACCGAAGCAUAUUCGAAGCCCGAAAACCACCUCGUAUAGAGUUUCAGCACCAGGAAUUUGCUCAGAUUGAAGAUAUAUCAGAAACCUUAUAUAAAGAAGAAAUGCUUUAUAGUACAUUCUGUUUUGACCCUGAGAAGCUUGAACUGCUCAAGAAAAAAGCUAAGGAAGAUGGGGUUCUGGAGAAGUGCACAACAUUUGAAGCCCUCACAGCUUUUGUCUGGAGAGCUCGAACUCGGGCAUUAGGGAUGAAGCCCGAGCAACAGACAAAGCUUCUCUUUGCUGUUGAUGGGCGGCCAAGAUUUGAGCCAUCAAUACCAAAGGGGUACGCUGGAAAUGCGAUUGUGUUAACGAAUUCGAUAUGCAGUGCAGGUGAAUUACUGGAGAACCCACUGUCCUUUGCAGUUGGACUAGUUCAGAAGGCAGUUAAUAUGGUUACAGAUAGCUAUAUGAGAUCAGCCAUAGACUAUUUCGAAGUAACAAGAGCUAGGCCUUCUCUUGCAGCAACCCUACUGGUCACAACUUGGUCUAGGCUAUCUUUCCACACGACUGAUUUUGGAUGGGGAGAUCCUAUUUUUUCUGGGCCGGUGACUUUGCCUGAGAAGGAAGUAAUUCUGUUCCUAUCUCAUGGGAAAGAGAGAAAAAGCAUAAAUGUUCUUCUGGGUUUGCCGGCUUCUGCCAUGAAAAUCUUUGAAGAACUGAUGCAGAUUUGAUGGUAUAUUCCUGGGUUUAAUUCUUUACUGAAGCAUUUGUUAUAGUUUGUGGUGUAUUCCAGGAGAUAAACAGGUAGUCCAGUUUAGUUCAAAUAGUGACCACUGGAUUGCUCUAUUUAAUUUGGAAAAGAAAGGUUGUAGAAGUGCAAAUUUAUCUCAUUUGUAUCUGUAUGGAAGUUCCCAUGUUUGGGGUAUCAAGUUCAGAGUCAAUAAUUCAUUUGGAGGUCUGUGAAAUUGUGAAUCA
Alnus glutinosa is the source of this 1721-nucleotide messenger RNA. Its product is annotated as omega-hydroxypalmitate O-feruloyl transferase-like. The record is from RefSeq and is a predicted model, not a curated record. The transcript is spliced from 3 exons. Gene Ontology annotation, molecular function: acyltransferase activity, transferring groups other than amino-acyl groups. NCBI's taxonomy places the organism in Eukaryota, Viridiplantae, Streptophyta, Magnoliopsida, Fagales, Betulaceae. The coding region runs from base 185 to 1477 and encodes 430 amino acids.